CCAUUCGCCACCGUCUUGUUCGAGAAGAUCAAUAUCUGCAACCCAUAAAUGUUUUCCACUGGCAACCUUCAACGGAAAGCUGUUCGUGGGCCCAACAAGUCAUCGCUGUCCGCCUCGGGCGCAGCCUCAAGUGGAGAAUUCGUCCUGAUCCACAAACACCUCAAGCUCUUGACAAGCCCAUAAUCUCCCGCCAGCAUUGCUAUCGUCAACCUCGCACAGCAUCUACCAGAGGAAUAGGGAUCAGAGCCAGGCAUGACAACAACCUAGUUUAUUCUUAGCAUCCGUCCGGGCGGCUGGGGGCUGCUCCUGGCUCAGAAAGCACGGUCCAUGGAUAUUGCGUUUCGCGCGCCGGUUUCCAUAAAAUCUCCAGCAUGCGCUCCCCUUCUCCCCAAAAUGCCGUCGUCGAGCUCGACGACUUUGCGACUUCGUCUUCCGAGCGCAUUUCGCGCUGGGAGGCCGCCGAACCGCUCCUGUCCCAGUCGAACAGUCCUCUCGAGUCAAGGCCCAAGAGCAAAACCGUACCCGGAUUCGAGAAAUCCAGAGCUGCUCGCCUGCUCUCGAGGCUGCAAACGGAAUCGGAGCCUGGCCUCACAAAUUCUCAGUUGAUGCUUACCAACCAUGACCUGAAGCCGGUCGAGCCACAACGACGCCAGUGGACGGCUUGGAGCUUUGUCGCCUUCUGGAUCGCUGACUCGUUCAACAUCAACACCUGGAUGAUUGCUUCAACCAUGCUCACUUCCGGCCUUGCGUGGUGGCAUGCAUUGAUUUGUAUUCUGAUUGGGUAUUCAGCCUCGGCGAUGCUGGUCUGCUCGACUGCGCGAAUAGGAGCCACGUACCAUAUCUCCUUCCCCGUUGUUUCUCGUGCAUCCUUCGGCAUCUGGGGAUCACUCUGGCCGGUCUUCAACCGAGCCGCCAUGGCCUGUGUCUGGUACGGUGUGCAAGCUUGGAUUGGUGGCCAGUGCAUCACAUUAAUGAUUCGAUCGAUCUGGCCAUCCUUCUACACUCUGCACAAUGGCAUCCCUGAUUCAGGCACCAACACGAGGGACUUUGUGGGAUUCUUCAUUUUCUGGGUCGCAUCUCUUCCUGCCAUCUGGUUGCCCGUCCACAAGAUUCGCUACCUCUUCAUGGUCAAGUCUUACAUCGUGCCGGUAGCUGGACUUUCCCUCUUUGGCUGGGCGGUCAGCCGUGCACACGGCAUGGGCCCGAUAGUGAGAGAGCCGCCGACUGCCUCGGGUUCUGCACUUGCAUGGGGAUGGGUGAUUGGUAUCAUGAGUUCUAUUGCCAACUUUGCAACUCUGAUUGUCAAUAACCCCGACUUCUCCCGUUUCGCCAGAAAACCGCGAGAUGCUCUCUGGACACAGCUCUUCACCAUCCCUAUCGGGUUCGUGGUGACUUCUUUUGUGGGUAUUGUCGUGUCCUCGUCGUCAAAGGUCAUCUACGGUACAGCUAUUUGGAAUCCCUUGGAACUUCUCUCUCAGUUCCUCCUGGACGAUGCGACAUCGGCGGAGAGAUUUGGCGUCUUUGUCAUUGCGUUCGCGUUUGCGCUUGCCCAGCUGGGAACGAAUAUUGCAGCGAACAGCGUUUCAGCAGGUACGGAUAUGGCAGCCUUACUGCCUAGAUACCUCAACAUCCGCCGAGGAGGCUACAUCUGCGCGAUCAUCGGCCUCUGCAUGUGCCCCUGGAAUUUGUUGAAGACCUCGAACAAUUUCACCACAUAUCUAUCGGCAUACAGCGUCUUCCUGUCUUCGAUUGCGGGCGUCAUCUUCUGCGACUACUAUUUCGUGCGCAAGGGAUAUUACUCGGUCAGAGAUCUCUACUCGGCUCGGAUAGGAUCACCAUAUUACUAUCAUUUCGGCAUAUCAUGGCGCGCAUAUGCCUCGUAUAUAUGUGGCGUUCUCAUCAACGUUGUUGGUUUCGCCGGCGCGGUUGGGGCCAAAGUACCCAUCGAAGCGAACUACAUCUACAGAGUCAACUUCUUUGCCGGGUUUCUGGUCGCUCUCGUCGUGUACUAUUUGCUGUGUUGGAUCAAGCCCGUCCCCGCGACGAGCUCGGUAUGGUGCGAAAAGGGCGACGGAGCAGGUGACCAGUUCAGCCUGGCCAACUCGCCAGACGACGGAUUUGAUGAAAGCGCUGUUGAGAUGACGAGCACGGACGGCGGGGCAAGUAGGGAGAAGAUCGACAGGUAUCGGGACAGGCUCAGACGCGAUUCGAACCGCGGAUGAUGUUCCAGAGUCUCCCCUUGCGAGUAGAAUUGAGACGAAAUAGAAGCAGUGCACAUCCAAUCUAGUCAUGUUGCGGACAGAGGAGCCCGACUUGCUCAAAACAGGCAGGGAGGUACCGAGCGCGUAGCGGCAAAGGAUGCCUGGUAGCCUGAUAUAUGUGGACCUUCUUCCCGGGUCGGCAAGUAUCUACCUAGGUAGAAAGUAAUAGGGGAGUGAAGAGAUAAUGGAUGGGGAGUGAGGAUGAGGAGUGAGGAGGUGAAUAAAAGGCUAAAGGUAUAAAACAAGGCUACCCGCUUGAUAACAC
Cladophialophora immunda is the source of this 2526-nucleotide messenger RNA. RefSeq lists its product as uncharacterized. Gene Ontology annotation, cellular component: plasma membrane. The coding region runs from base 372 to 2222 and encodes 616 amino acids. Gene Ontology annotation, biological process: transmembrane transport; nucleobase transport. NCBI's taxonomy places the organism in Eukaryota, Fungi, Ascomycota, Eurotiomycetes, Chaetothyriales, Herpotrichiellaceae. The transcript has 4 exons. Gene Ontology annotation, molecular function: nucleobase transmembrane transporter activity. The record is from RefSeq and is a predicted model, not a curated record.